Gasterosteus aculeatus aculeatus (three-spined stickleback) is the source of this 536-nucleotide messenger RNA. RefSeq names its product fatty acid binding protein 10a, liver basic (gene fabp10a). Gene Ontology annotation, molecular function: lipid binding. The record is from RefSeq and is a predicted model, not a curated record. NCBI's taxonomy places the organism in Eukaryota, Metazoa, Chordata, Actinopteri, Perciformes, Gasterosteidae.
UGACAGUCGCAUCCUCCACAGUGUGUCGAGCUUCACGCAGCUGUCUCAGCCUCCAGCCCGCCUCGUCAAAGUAGAACCCACGUCUUCUAGAGAACAUGGACUUCAAUGGAACAUGGCAGGUCUACUCCCAGGAGAACUACGAGGAGUUCCUCAGGGUCAUGGAACUUCCAGAAGACGUCAUCAAGAUGGCCAAGGGCAUCAAGCCCAUUACUGAGAUCAAGCAGAAGGGUAACGACUUUGUUGUCACCUCCAAGACACCUGGGAAGACUGUGACCAACACCUUUACCGUCGGAAAGGAGGCCGACAUCACCACCAUGGACGGCAAGAAGCUCAAGUGCAUUGUCAAUCUGGAGGGGGGCAAACUGGUCUGCAACACCGGCAAGUUCUCCCACAUCCAAGAGCUCAAGGGAGGAGAGAUGGUUGAGACCUUGACCAUGGGCUCAACAACUCUUAUCAGGAAGAGCAAAAAGAUGUAAACUUGGCAGAGAAUAAACCAAUUUUCUAUUUUCUAUAUAAUAAAAAAAGUGAAAUAAUAA